UUGAGAGAAAUACGUUCUGUUCGGUUCAUUCAAGGCUCAGCCAGCGUUCGUGUUGACUGUUCAGAGUCCAUGAACAGAGGCCUCUGUUUGACAACUCGCCCGCCAAAACUUCUCUCAGCCAUCCCCAGUUACAAGGUGUGAUCAACCAUGGCGUAUCACAGUUUUUUGCUGGAGCCAAUCAGCUGCCAUGCCUGGAACAAAGAUCGAACCCAAAUCGCCUUGUGCCCAAAUAACCAUGAAGUCCACAUCUACAAGAAGAGUGGAACUGGCUGCUGGACCAAGAUCCACGAGCUGAAAGAGCACAACGGCCAGGUGACAGGCAUCGACUGGGCCCCGGAGAGCAACCGCAUCGUCACCUGUGGCACCGACCGCAAUGCCUACGUGUGGACCCUCAAAGGUGAGGUGUGGAAACCCACCUUGGUCAUUCUGAGGAUCAACCGCGCUGCCCGCUGCGUCAAGUGGUCCCCCAAGGAGAACAAGUUCGCCGUGGGCAGCGGGUCCCGUCUCAUCUCCGUCUGCUACUUCGAGCAGGACAACGACUGGUGGGUUUGCAAGCACAUCAAGAAGCCGAUUCGCUCCACCAUUCUUAGCCUGGACUGGCAUCCCAACAAUGUCCUGCUGGCAGCAGGAUCCUCUGACUUCAAAUGCAGGAUUUUUUCCGCUUACAUCAAAGAGGUUGAGGAGAAGCCGGCUCCCACGCCCUGGGGCUCCAAGAUGCCUUUUGGGGAGGUGAUGUUCGAGUCCACUGGCACUGCGGGCUGGGUCCACAGUGUCUCCUUCUCCGACAGUGGGAACCGAGUUGCCUGGGCAAGCCAUGACAGCACUGUGGCUGUAGCUGAAGGGGGGAAGACUCCUGUUAUCACCAGCCUGAGCUCGGAGACCCUUCCUCUCCUGUGUGUGACGUUCAUCACUGAGAACAGCUUGGUGGCAGCAGGCCAUGACUGCUACCCGGUGCUCCUGGUCUAUGAUGCGGGCAAGGGGACCGUUACCUUUGGUGGGAAGCUGGAUGUGCCAAAGCAGAGCGCCCAGCGCGGAAUGACCGCCAGGGAGCGCUUCCAGAACCUGGACAAGAAGGCCACCACCGAGGCCAAGGACGGCGUACUGGAGUCUCUGCACAAGAACAGCAUCAGCCAAAUCUCCAUUCUGGAAGGCGGAAAGGCCAAGUGUUCAAAAUUCUGCACCACUGGGAUGGAUGGGGGUAUGGCCAUUUGGGAUGUUAAGACUCUGGAAUCUGCUCUGAAGGACCUGAAGAUUGUUUAACUCCAGUAAAGUCUUAAGCAAAACAGAGCAUGAAACAACUGCACUUCCUGCAUAAUUUUUUUUAUUCAUAUAUAGUUUAUAUAUUUUGCUCAGAAAUAUACUGUAACUGUUGACGUUAAAGACAAUGUCAUGUUACAUCCCUCCCUGCAUUUUGAUAUGACGAAAGUACAGCCCAAUUAAAAUAAUAUUUUAAGCAAUUUGUUUCAUAUCAAUCCUAAAUCUGUUUCUGGAUUCUGUGAUGCAGUUAUUUAAU
Molecule: messenger RNA, 1513 nt
Organism: Megalops cyprinoides (Indo-Pacific tarpon)
Lineage: Eukaryota; Metazoa; Chordata; Actinopteri; Elopiformes; Megalopidae
Product: actin-related protein 2/3 complex subunit 1B-B-like
Exons: 10
Coding region: 148-1260 (370 amino acids)
Biological process (GO): Arp2/3 complex-mediated actin nucleation
Cellular component (GO): actin cytoskeleton; Arp2/3 protein complex
Molecular function (GO): actin filament binding
Source: RefSeq, a predicted model, not a curated record